AUGAGAGCCUUUUUAGCUUUAUGCUUAAUUGCCAUUGCUUCUGCUAAUGUUGUUUCAAUAAGUACUGCUAACUUUAAUGAUUAUGUUAAAGGAGAAAAACCAGUUUUUAUUAAAUUCUUUGCACCAUGGUGUGGACAUUGUAAGAGACUUGCUCCAAUUUAUGAAGAAUUCUCAAAUGUUGCAGCCACUGAAUUCCCAAAUUUAAUUGUUGGUGAAGUUGAUUGUACUCAAAACCAAGAUAUUUGUGAACAUGUCCAAGGAUAUCCAACAGUUAUCUUAUACAAAGGUAAUGAAAGUACUGAAUUUGAAGGUCCAAGAACUGUUGAAGCUCUUAAAGAAUUUAUUGCUCAAAAAAUUUAA
Messenger RNA from Entamoeba nuttalli P19, 360 nucleotides. RefSeq names its product thioredoxin, putative. Gene Ontology annotation, cellular component: endoplasmic reticulum. The transcript has a single exon. Bases 1 to 360 code for a protein of 119 amino acids. NCBI's taxonomy places the organism in Eukaryota, Evosea, Mastigamoebida, Endamoebidae. The record is from RefSeq and is a predicted model, not a curated record. Gene Ontology annotation, biological process: protein folding. Gene Ontology annotation, molecular function: protein disulfide isomerase activity.